Molecule: messenger RNA, 576 nt
Organism: Phytophthora nicotianae INRA-310
Lineage: Eukaryota; Oomycota; Peronosporomycetes; Peronosporales; Peronosporaceae
Exons: 1
Coding region: 1-576 (191 amino acids)
Molecular function (GO): N-acetyltransferase activity
Source: RefSeq, a predicted model, not a curated record
AUGGCAACCCAACCGCAGAUCCGUCGAGCUCUGCGCGCUGACGUUCAUGAGAUCGCGGCUAUGAUCCAAGAGCUCGCGGAUUUUGAGAAGGAGUCGGACUCUAACAAGGCCACAGCGGAGAAGCUACUGGAGACCGUCAACUUCGCCGACGACGCUCCCCCCGAGCACAUUCCAGGCUUCCCGUUGACGAGUGCUCCGAGUCGCAAAGUGGCUCACUGCUUCGUGCUGACGAUCGGCGAGCAAGUCGCAGGUAUGGCGUUGUUUUUCUACAACUACAGCACGUGGCUCGCAUCUCCAGGCGUGUACCUUGAAGAUCUGUACGUGCGACCAGAAUUCCGUCGUCGUGGACUGGCGACGCUCUUGUUCGGUGCAUUGGCAGAGGAAACCCAACGUAUCAGUGAAGGAAAGGGGCGGUUGGAAUGGUGGUGUCUGCGCUGGAACGAAGGCGCGCUCAAGUUUUAUGAGCGUAUUGGUGGCGCGCGCAUGGAGGAGUGGGUCAGUAUCCGCGUGGCUGGCGGAGACAAGCUGGAACACUUGAAAAAACUCGCCGACGAGGUUCGAGCCAACAGCAAGUAA